GAGAUUUUCACCAGCCACGAACUUUGCACCUACAAGAUCAAGGAGUGCAUCCCGCGCAUGCUGGCAGCUCAGGCGUUGGGCACCCUCCUCCGGAUGUUCAGGAGGAUGGACUCAUUCUUCGGCAAGAGCGUCGUAAUCCUGGGGCAGGGCCAAAAUGGUCUGAUGGCGACGCGGCUGGUUGCCCAACUCUGCGCAAGGCACAUCAUCGCUGUGGAGCCGUUAGCCUUCAGACGUCGGAAAGCUGAGGAGUUCGGCGCGACCAAAGCCGUUUCGCCGGAGGACGCCGCCACAGCCGUUGCUGCAGCUACUGGCGGCCGUGGGGCGGAUGUGGUGUUGGAGAUGGUUGGUCACAAUCAGGCCACGAUCAACGAUGCUUUGGACCUUGUAGCAAAGCGGGGUACGGUGGUUGCAUUUGGCGUGCCGGAUGAUGCAGUUUACGGGACCUUUCAGUUUGCGAAGUUCUUCCGCAAGAACGUGACAUUGAUGUCGUCUGUGAUUCCAGAUCCAGGAGUGGAUUUUCCUCAAGCUGUGGAGCUGAUUGAGCGAGGCAGCUUUAGCACGGAAGGCAUCUUCACCCAUGUCCUCCCACUCGCUGAAAUUCAACAAGCUUUCAAGAUGGCAUCUGAGUACCACGAAGAUGUGGUGAAAGUAGUCAUCGACCUCCAGAAGCUUAACAGCUACGAUGCCAUCAUCAUUGGUGCAGGGGUGAUUGGAAAUUCCAUUGCGACCGAGCUUUCUCGCAACGGCUGGCGCACGCUCAACGUCGACAAGCUUCCUGGAGCCGGUCAGGGCUCGACAGGCUACUCUUCCGGCAUUUGCCGCACGAUGUACAGCUUGCUGGAUUGCGUGAGAUUUGCCUGGGAGGGCUAUACCUACUUCGACAACUGGGAGGAACAUAUCGGUGUGAAGGUUAAACUGAACACAGCCAUCUUUCACAUGGCUGAGAGCAUCCUGGACGACCUUGAACCCCGUCUAGGCCGGGGCGUUCGGCUUCCCCAGCCCCUGGGCACGAUUCGGCUUUUCCCACUUCUGCCGAAGGUUCCAGGCAGCGGCACGGUGCUCAUUCUGCAUGGUGAACAACAGGAGGACUGGCUUGGCAACCGCAGCAAAGACGGGGCCACGCCUGGUGGCGCCACGGCCCUGGGAUUGGCAUUGCGAGGCCUCGGUUUCACAGCCGUGCUCUUGGAUUCCUUCUUCGAUGAUCGGUGCAACCGUCUCGGGAAGGCACUCGGCCGCCGAGUCUCAGAUAUUUUAGCAGCCUUGGCGUAUUUGCAAUCCCGCAAUUUUCCUCCUCCUUACCACCUCUACGGCCAGAGACAAGGUGCCAGCACAAUCUUGCGGCUCUUUGCAGCUUCAGCCUACCGUGAUGUUCGGGCGCGGGAGGCAAUCUGGGCUCUGAGCUCCUUGUCCUCCUGCAUUUGUGAAGGAGCAAUGACGAUUGACGACGAGGACCUUUCUCCGCUUCAGCGGGCUUCGGAGCAAGGCCGCCUGCCACCGUUGCUAAUCCUGGCUUCGGAGGCAGCCGCUCCAGCUGCACAGCUUGCGGCCUCUGCAAUGGGUGGGGAGUCUCUCGAGGAGUACGAACGGCUUCAGUUAGACGGCCGGCGGCACGUGGACUGCUUGGUCGAGUGCCGUGUUACAGAUGGUUCUGUCCGCUGCAUUGCACGCACAUACACUGCGGUCAUGGAUCAACGCGGGCAGAAGCUCAAAGACGAUUCCGACGAGGAAGUGUCCAAUCACAUGUCCACCAUGGCACACGCCUGGCUUCAGAGAUUCGACCCGGAGAUUUGGCAGGAAGCAGGUGACUUGGAUGGAGAUGGAGAUGAAUUGGCGGAAGACAUGCCUGUUGCACCUUUGUGGUACGCCCUGACGUCACUAGAACUCAAGCAGUCCACCCUGUUCUUCUUUCAGGAUCCUCACGGGCUCGCCCGAUUGCGUCGCUGCGGUGCAUUGGUCCUGCGGUCGGAGGCUUCGCAGCAGUUCCUCGACCGAGUGAUUGCAAGCCACGACGCGGUCGGGCUGCCAUACGAGCACUGGGAGGCACCAGAAGUGAUGAGGAGGUUGAACUUUGAUCUCCAGAGCUAUGGCCCCCAGGUGCGUAUUGAUGAUGAUGCUUUCGGCGAGCCCAGAGGGAAGGACAUUUCGGGUGGAGUGUUCUUCCCCAUGGCAGGCUAUGUCAGCGACCCAAUGCUCGCGGCCCGAAACCUGCAGACUGCAGCCGAGGCGACGGGGCGUGCAGAGUUUCGGUUCGGUGAGACAGUCACUGCCAUCCGCCGGGUCGGCGGACGAGUUGCAGGCAUCAGCUGCGCCAGCGGCUUGGAGCUCGACAGUCCGGUGGUCGUAAAUGUGGCAGGCCCACACUCCGCGCAGGUCACGCACCUGGCCUUCGAGGAUCCGGCAGAGAACGACAUGGCCAUCAGCACCCGACCAAUGCGACAGGAGGUUGCAUACGUCAAUCCCCCACCUGGCGUCUCCUGGGACGAGGAUGGCCCAGGCUUGAUAUGCACCGACCUGGACGUGGGGGUGUACUUCAGGCCCGAAGUCGGUGGCAAAAUUCUCGUCGGCAGCGUCGAGCCGCAGUGCGAUGAGGACUACCACAUCUACCCUGACGAUCCCGAGGCAGUCUAUCCUGGCAGAGAGUUGUCCACUUUGACAGACCAGUGGACCAACCAGGUCUACCGCCUGGCCCUGCGGAUGCCGUCGCUGAAUCUACCAGACUCCCAAAGUGCGCAGGGCUGCAGCGCCUGCUACGACGUGACGGAGGAUUGGGUUCCCAUCUACGACAAGUCUUCCUUGCCAGGCUUCUACAUGGCCAUCGGUACCAGCGGUAACCAGUUCAAAAAUGCUGGCGUCGUGGGGCGACUCAUGCGUGAGCUGAUUGAGGCCACGGAGGGUGGCCAAGACCUUGAUAGCAACCCUCUCGAUUUCCAGAUGCAGAGGCAAGAAUACAGCUGCAGAGCUCCAUCAGGAUUCCGUGUGGCGGAAGUAUCUGUUCUACUACCUUCUCCCGCAAGCGGCAGAGGCUUCAGACCAGCGGCUCGGUUUUGGGCUGACCAUGGCGGACCCGUUAGGUGCAAGGACACUAUGCUCCAAAGCCCGGAAUGCAGCAACAUCCCGUCAAACCUGGAGGGCCCCUUGGGCUCGAGCCAGCUCCCUCUUCCAACCGUGUCUUUGCAGGUUGGCGAGGCUAUUGCCAUGGCGGACCCCUCAAAGCCCACGUCUACGGCGCGAGGUAUGCUGCCAGGCAUCCCACAUUAUGUCGACCGCGUCUCGGCCGAGUGCAUUUGGAAGGAAACCUUGGAGAAGGAGACCAGGCUGUUUCAGGAGGGCCGGAAAGCCAAUCCUGGUCCGCCUGCGUACGUCAUGAACCUGGCCAAUGCCCAGCGCCUAGGCGACCCCUUGGCACUCAAAAUACGUCACAGCCGCUUGGAAAUCCUAGCUCCCAAGGUGGAGAAGAACACUCCCCAGGCCAUCAUGUCCGGGGAGAACUGCGAUCCAAAUAGCUUUGACCACAAUGCCCUCAUGCACACCAAAAAGAUGCCGUGCCAGAAGUGGGACGUGCCGUGCACACGGGCGCAGGAGAUUGGAUGGCUCAUUGCAACUCGAAGCAGUGCCCAGGCUGUCGAAGCGAUGAAAGUGAGGAAGAGGUAUCCAGAGGCAGAAGCCCUUGGCAUUUGUCCGCCGCCGCGCAGCGAGUCGAUGCCCAGCCUGGAGUGUCGUCGACGGCUUCCCGAAGCUCCACCGGACAAACGGCUCAAACAGCUGAACAACAACAGGUUCUACAGACCGAAGACGUUCUGCGACAUUACUCUAUACGCUGAUAACUACAUGGCCACCAUGCACCAUGACCCGUUCAGUCGAGCGGGAGCCGGCUUGAAUCGCUUCGCCAGCGCCAACCACACCGGCUUGCCUAGCUGGUUCCAACUGCCAAGUCAGAGGAGGCUGCUGUUCAUGCCUUUCUCCUCCCAGAGCGGAAGUGCCGAUCGCCGAGGUUCCGGAUUCGCCCUCAUCCACAUCUGCCAGCGGCCCAGUCAGGUCCAGUACGGCUUGACUGAUCGCAAGAGCUUGGCCGAGUACCUCAACCACGCCAACAUCCGCCUGGUCCGGGCCGAGUACUUGUACGAGCUGCUGAAGUCGAAGAACCUCUUGCCCAGACGCCAAGAAGCCGACCCAGAGGAGUGGGGCCUAGUGACGCAUGCAGAAGUGAAGGCGUGGGCCGCCGGAACUCGGGAUGCGAUGAUCUGCUCGGUGUCCCACGCUUGGGAGAGUCGGGAGCAUCCGGACCCAUGCGCCCACCAAUUAAAGUGCCUGGUCGACGUCGUGUCUCUCUUCGAUGCCGCCUACUUCUCGGAUAUUUGGUUGUUUUACGACUAUGUGUCUUUGUUUCAGUUCAAGCGGGAGUCGGACGCAGAAGAAGAGAGCUUUCGACGGUCGAUGCAGGCCAUGCACGUCUUGUACGCCCAUGAGUGCACCCGAACUUUCCGCAUAGAAAACCUCACCCCGGACGAUGUCUGGGAAGAGGCGAAACAUAAUUCUGAGUAUCGAGUGCGUGUGUACGACGCAAGGAGCGCGGUGGUCCGAGAUCGUCCGCUCAAAGAGCUCGUCGCGAACCGGGUUCUUUACGGAACGCGCACCACCAAGGCGGAGGUUGAGUGGUCCUCCGCCCGGAGCCAUUCCGAACAGAACCACUGGAUCGAUGCUCCCGAGUCUCAACAAAGAAACGAGGAAGAGAGUGAGGGUGAGCAAGAGCCAGAGCUGCUGGGCAAAGUGCCCAUGGCUCCGGAGAUUUUCGAAAAAGAAAUGGACUCGGCAGCCUUCACCCAUCGGUCUGAUGCCGAAGAGGUGAAGAAGCUGCAGUUCAAGGUUUCCUCCAGAAAGUCUCCGAGUGCGAAGAGGCGCUCUUCGAACGUCUGCCCGAAGGGCAGCUGA
This is a messenger RNA of Symbiodinium necroappetens, 4929 nucleotides long. The record is from the annotation of a GenBank genome assembly. Lineage: Eukaryota; Dinophyceae; Suessiales; Symbiodiniaceae.